Molecule: messenger RNA, 1794 nt
Organism: Chlamydomonas reinhardtii
Lineage: Eukaryota; Viridiplantae; Chlorophyta; Chlorophyceae; Chlamydomonadales; Chlamydomonadaceae
Exons: 4
Coding region: 32-382 (116 amino acids)
Source: RefSeq, a predicted model, not a curated record
GAAUGCCUGCUACUCUUAACCAAUCUGGGCAAUGGCCCGUCAGAUUUCUGGCGACGCGUCCAGCCUGCUGGAGGGCACCGUGCACGCCAUCACGCGGCAGGCGCUCACGAGCAUCGUGCACAGCUGGGCCUCGCGGAAGUUCGCCGUCGGAUGGCUGGAGUCUGUGGCCCGCUGCGCUGCCAACCCCCAGCCUGGACGAUAUGCUGGACAGGACCUGGCGUCUGGCUACAUGAGCGGCAAGCUGCUGCGCGGACGGGGCCGUGGGGGAGGUGCUGGUACCGGUCGUUCGGACGAUGGUGCAGCAGACACGCACGUAGAGCAGGCGGCGAUGAUGGGCCUUGUGGCGGCUCCAGUCGUGGCCGCCGCGGCGGCAGGCCAAUGACGACGUGACCGCUGCUGCACGCCACCAGCAGGCGGCCGCUCCGGCGCAAGUGCACGUACGUUAAAGGCUGGAGGAUCAGGAGUGUGGGAGGGUCGGAGGGAAAUGGGUUCUGCAGGAGCGGGCUGGUCUGCGACCUGCGGUGAGGAGUACCAGGAGACUGGGGAAGGGAGUGAGGAGUGUUGUGGCUAGGAAUUUCCCUGCUGUUUGGUUGAUAGCUGGCUGUGCUUGUGCUUGGCAGCGGGACGUGGCUGGUCGCAUGGCGGGCCGUGCCUGUACGAAGCGGAGAUGAGGUAGACUCUUGCGGCCUCAGACUAGAGACGUGGCGUGGGCGCGGCCCACUUUUCCCUUGCAAGGGGAAUACGGCCCAGGAAGCUCCUUGUUUGCUAGCAACCAAAACGACGUUGGAGGCGUCAAUGUGCCCUUAAUUAUAACACGUUUGAUAGCUGAUUUCUGGGCUAUAACGUGUGCCUGGGCCUUAAACGCUGCUGCUGCGUGCACAAGGGACGGCGGCAGCAGGGUAGUGUGAAGGCAAGCUUACGGCACGUGUACGGAGGGUGUGAGCAGCUCCGCUCAGCAGGACAAGGGACCCCUGAGGAGACCCGCCAAACCCUCGACGCCUACAGGGAUGUUAUAAGCAUUCCCGAAGUGCAGCGGUGUGCGAGCGCACCUCGACAGCGCACCCGUCUCGCUGCCUAAUGCGGGGUGCAUACCGCCCGCCUGGCUGUUGUACUACAGUUGUAGAUUGCAUUGGUUGAAAGAGAUAACUGCUGACGCGGUUCACGAGCCAGUGACAUGGAAUGCGACCAACCUGCUGUGGACUGACCCCAGGGGCGUGCCGCCUGCAUCACUGUCGGCCUACCUAGGCCUACUCCAGCUCUAGUAGGCUUGCUCUCCUAGGACUUAGGCUUCCCUCCUCCCGUACAGAACACGUUACUACGUGCCAUCACUCGACCUCCUCUUCCAUUACGACACUUCGCAGUGGGUGCCCAGACGGGCGCUGUAUGGUGUGAGACGGGCCGUGCCGCUCGGUGCCGCCAUGCGCGCUGAGGCGGCGCUGACAGGCAGGAAUUUUGAUGGUGGCUGGGAAUUGAACGUGUAGCAGCAUCAGACUGCACCGAUAAGUGCAUGGCGGCAUGGCGCCAUCGGCGUACCUGUGCAGCACCUCGUGGGGCAAGCUGCUGGCUAGCUGAUAGGAUGUGCGCGCACCUGCGCGCGGUGGACCCGUGUCACGCACGUUAGAGCCCCGCGCGCAUGCAUCAGUGCGUGAAGGACCUCAUGCUUAUGGGCAUCUUGCGGGCAGUAUCGCAUCGGUCCAGGCACGCGAGCAAGGGCCGCGGCCCCUGCGACGAUGCAUGUUGGCCGCGUGCAGGCGUGCCGGUUCGCUCCAACCGAUCGCUAUAACCGAUAUGAUU